Messenger RNA from Limanda limanda (common dab), 1797 nucleotides. RefSeq names its product kelch-like family member 41a (gene klhl41a). The record is from RefSeq and is a predicted model, not a curated record. Gene Ontology annotation, molecular function: protein binding. The transcript is spliced from 6 exons. Bases 1 to 1797 code for a protein of 598 amino acids. NCBI's taxonomy places the organism in Eukaryota, Metazoa, Chordata, Actinopteri, Pleuronectiformes, Pleuronectidae.
AUGGAUCCCCAAUCCAUGAGGGACGAUCUGCGUCUGUUCCAGAGCACCCUGCUGCAGGACGGACUCAAAGAGCUGCUGAAUGAGAAUAAGUUAAUUGACUGUGUCUUAAAAGUUGGAGACAGGAGCAUCCCCUGCCACCGGCUCAUUCUCUCAGCAUGUAGUCCUUAUUUCCGGGAGCUUUACUUCGCUGAGGAUGGCAAGGACGUGAACAAAUCUGAGUUUGUUCUGGAGAACGUGGAUCCCAACAUUAUGGAGUUGAUUGUGAACUACAUGUACUCAGCAGACAUAGACAUCAAUGAGAACAACGUGCAGGAUAUUUUGGUUGUUGCCAAUCGCUUCCAGAUCCCCUCGGUGUUCACGGUCUGUGUGAACUACCUGCAGAAGCGGCUGUCCAAGAAAAACUGCCUCGCCAUCUACAGGCUGGCACUGAUGCUGAACUCCGCCAGAUUGGCAAUAGCGGCUCGAGAUUACAUCGCAGAUCGGUUUGAGACCAUUUCCAUGGAUGAGGAUUUCUUAGAACUUUCUCCUCCUGAACUCCUUGCUAUUAUGGGAGCCGAUGCACUAAACGUGGAAAAAGAGGAGGUGGUGUUUGAGACUGUCAUGAAGUGGAUCAGGAAGGACAAAGAGAAGCAUGUAAAAUCCUUGGGAGAGGCUUUCGAUUGCAUUCGCUUCCGUUUGCUCCCGGAGAAGUACUUCAAGGAAAAGGUAGAGAAAGAUGACCUCAUCAAGGCAGAUCCAGAACUUCUCAAGAAAAUCAAAGUCAUCAAGGAAGCCUUUGCGGGGAAGCUGCCCGAGAAGAAAAAGGUAGAAGAUGGUGAGGAAGGAGAAGAGGAAAAGUUGCCCGGCUACCUGAACAAUGACCGCAGAUAUGGCAUGUAUGCCAAAGACAUGGUGCUGAUGAUCAGUGACACUGCCGCCGUGGCCUAUGACAGCCAGGAGAACGAAUGCUUACUCGCUGCGAUGGCAGAGCACAUCCCACGGAACCACGUCAGUCUGACAUCCAAGACCAACAACCUGUAUUUGUUGGGAGGACUCUUUGUUGAUGAUGAAGACAAAGAAAACCCGUUGCAAUGUUACUUCUACCAGUUGGACAGUCUUUCUUCUGAAUGGAUCGCUCUGCCACCGAUGGCCUCCCCCAGGUGUCUCUUCGGUAUGGGGGAGUUUGAGAAUCUCAUCUUUGCUGUAGCAGGAAAAGAUCUACAGGCUGAGGAGUCACAUGACACAGUUUUGUGCUAUGACACCGAAAAAAUGAAGUGGAGUGAGACGAAGAAGUUGCCCCUAAAGAUCCACGGCCACUGUGUUGUCUCUGAGAACGGGCUGGUUUACUCUGUCGGAGGCAAAACAGAUGACAAUAAAUCAACCAACAAGAUGUUUGCAUACAACCACAAGAGGUCAGAGUGGAAGGAGGUGGCCUCCAUGACGACGCCCAGAUCGAUGUUCGGAGCAGUUAUCCACAAAGGGAGAAUCGUUGUGGCUGGAGGCGUCAAUGACGACGGACUCACAGCUACAUGUGAAGCCUACGACUUUGCAACCAACAAGUGGUCACCCUUCACAGAGUUUCCCCAGGAGAGGACUUCAAUCAACCUGGUCAGCUGUGGUGGGCUGCUCCACGCUGUGGGAGGCUUCGCUGUGAUGGAGAAUGAGAACAAAGAGUGUGCACCCACUGAAAUCACUGACAUUUGGCAGUAUGAAGAUGACAAGAAACAGUGGACUGGUAUGAUCAAAGAGAUGCGUUACGCAGCUGGAGCGUCGUGUGUGUCCAUGCGUCUAAAUGCAGCCAGAAUGCCCAAACUGUAA